Molecule: messenger RNA, 261 nt
Organism: Fusarium poae
Lineage: Eukaryota; Fungi; Ascomycota; Sordariomycetes; Hypocreales; Nectriaceae
Exons: 2
Coding region: 1-261 (86 amino acids)
Source: RefSeq, a predicted model, not a curated record
AUGGACACCUCGGAGGUUCAAAGACAUGAAACCCAUGUCGGCAAUACACCCACUGGUAGCACUGAGACAUCAGGUCGCAGCCGGGCCAAUUCGGACGCUGUUUUUACCGGAAACACACCCCUCACAGAAACACGUUCCGAUACCAACGAUCAGGUUCCCCAGAUAGCAGUUGUUGAGACUGAGAUCGCUUCGGGUGGCAUGAACAGUAGCCGUGGGAGUAGAUAUUUUAUCAAGCUUGUUCAGCUCAGCCAGCAGCAAUAG